AUGGCAUGCCUCUUUGUAUCGUCCAAGGUCGAGGAUACGAUCAAGAAGCUCAAGGACAUCAUGAUCGCCACGUAUAUCUUUCGACAUCCUAACGCGACAGACUGGGAUACUGAGAGCAAGGAGGGAGAGGAGCAACGGAAACGGGUCCUAUUGUACGAGAAAAUGGUUCUGGAGUCCAUUUGCUUCGACUUCAGGAUCAUCCACCCCUACGACUACAUCAUCAAGUUUGUCAGGAUCAUGCAAGGCUCGAAGCAACUGGCGCGUCAAGCGUGGGAUAUUGCUCAGGAUAGCUACAAGAUAGGAGUAUGUCUUGAAUAUCCACCCCACACGAUUGCUGCAGGAUCGAUCUAUCUCGCAUCGAAGCUCCUUGGCGAGUCAUUUCCAGAUCUUAUCAAAGGAAAGCCGUGGAUGAAAGCUUUGCGGACACGGUCAAUAGAUGUUGAAGGACGGUCGGAUGAACAGAGACAGUUGUACGACAAGAUCCACAUCACACUGCAUGACGCCAGACAGUUGGACAUACAACAUCAGCAACCACCGCUCAAAAAAGCUCGCACAGAAUACUCAAGGACCAUUGGAGUUCAUGCUGAAUUGGAGCGGAUACAAGAUGGAGGUGCUUCGAAUCCGACUGUCCGGUACAGUCAAUCGUAG
Molecule: messenger RNA, 648 nt
Organism: Linnemannia hyalina
Lineage: Eukaryota; Fungi; Mortierellomycota; Mortierellomycetes; Mortierellales; Mortierellaceae
Source: the annotation of a GenBank genome assembly